AAGACUCGAAACAAUAGGCUCACUUUUCUCAUUCCCAACUCCUAUAAAAUGGGGGUUGUUCCUAAGGAUAUCCCAUAAUACAAUUCCGCUAUUUCAACAACAUAUUCAGAUUUCAAUUAUUCAAAAGGAGAAUGGCUCGAUCAUAUGCCCACAAUGUUGUGGGUGUUGGGAUUUUCUUGGUAAUGCUUGUGGCUAUAGUAGAGGCCACUCCUCCUGGAAUAGCCAACAAUCCAAGUCAUUCUCAUUGCUCUGAUGAUGAGAUCAAACAGUGUAAAAAUCUUCCACAUGUUUGUCCCAAGUUCUGUCCUAACGGCUGCAUAACUGAGUGUCGUUCUUGUAAGCCUAUUUGCAUUGAUGGCCCACUUCCACCUCCCUAUUCCCCUCCUCCAUCAGCAUCACCUCCACCUCCCCAUUCCCCUCCUCCAUCAACAUCACCUCCACCUCCCUAUUCCCCUCCUCCAUCAGCAUCACCUCCACCUCCCUCUUCCCCUCCUCCAUCAGCAUCACCUCCACCUCCCUAUCCCCCUCCUCCAUCAGCAUCACCUCCACCUCCCUCUUCCCCUCCUCCAUCAAUAUCACCUCCACCUCCUUCAACAUCACCUCCAUCUCCUCCAUCAACAUCUCCAAAGAAGUGCAAGUGCAAGAACAAGAAAUACCCGAGUUGUUAUAAUCAAGAACAUACGUGCCCUAGUUCUUGCCCUACUACUUGUCAAGUUGAUUGUGUCUCUUGCAAACCUGUUUGCAAUUGUGACAAGCCUGGAGCAGUUUGUCAAGAUCCACGUUUCAUUGGUGCAGAUGGAAUCACUUUCUACUUCCACGGUAAGAAGGACAAAGAUUUUUGCUUGGUCUCAGAUUCUAAUCUCCACAUCAAUGCCCACUUCAUAGGAAAACGAAAUGAGAAUAUGAGGAGAGACUUCACUUGGGUUCAAGCCAUCGGUAUUCUAUAUGGCACACACAAUAUUUCUGUUGGAGCACAGAAGACAGCAACUUGGGAUGACGCCAUCGACCGCCUCUCCCUCAACUUCGAUGGUGAAACUAUUGUUCUCCCCAACAACCAAGGCGAAAGGUGGAUGUCUGAAUCUGGACCAACAACAUACAUCACUCGAACUGGCAAGACUAAUGAAAUUGUAAUCGAAGUUGAAAAUAUUUUCAAGAUUUCAGCAAAGGUGGUGCCUAUUACAGAGAAAGAAUCUAGAGUUCAUAACUAUGGCAUAACACAAGACGAUUGUUUUGCUCAUCUUGAACUGGGAUUCAAGUUCUUGUCACUAAGUAAUGAAGUGAGUGGGGUUUUGGGUCAAACUUAUAGAAGGAACUAUGUGAGCAGAGUGAAGAUGGGUGCUUUGAUGCCUAUAAUGGGAGGUGACAAAGAGUUUUCAGCUUCAGGACUCUUUAAUGCCGAUUGCUCUGUUGCUAAGUUUCAAGCAGAAAAUGAGAAUGCAGGUUCGUUGAACAAUUUGGAGCUGCCAAGCUUAAAAUGCAACAGUGGAAUUCAUGGACGUGGAGUUGUCUGCAAGCGUUAGAGUCUCUUAACAGAUUUAACAUGAAUUGUUGCUCGAAUAAAGAUUUAAUUGGAAAAUAAGGUUAGAAACCAAAGAAAUGUAUUAAAAACUAUGUUCAACGGAUAUGUAUUAAAGCUGGGCAAAAAAUAAUUACUUACUUAUAACAUUCUUCUCAAAUCAGCUCACUGUUUUUUCUUUUAUUUGGGAAAGUUGUACUCUAAAAUUCACGGGAAAAAGCAAGAAAAAAUAAUGGGGUGAGAGAGGCUCGAACUCUCGACCUCAGGAUA
Lycium ferocissimum is the source of this 1786-nucleotide messenger RNA. RefSeq lists its product as uncharacterized. The record is from RefSeq and is a predicted model, not a curated record. The coding region runs from base 132 to 1520 and encodes 462 amino acids. Lineage: Eukaryota; Viridiplantae; Streptophyta; Magnoliopsida; Solanales; Solanaceae. The transcript is spliced from 3 exons.